Molecule: messenger RNA, 3199 nt
Organism: Parasteatoda tepidariorum (common house spider)
Lineage: Eukaryota; Metazoa; Arthropoda; Arachnida; Araneae; Theridiidae
Source: RefSeq, a predicted model, not a curated record
GACCCAGCGAAUGAUGUACACAUCAAGUGCUGCUGCUAGAAAUAAAAAAUAGUCCUGUUAAUUUUUUGCAGACACUCAGGAUCCGUGUGAGAGUAUGGAGUGUCAGUUUGGCUCAGUGUGUAAAGUAUCUUUAGAUGGUGAAUCAGCUAGAUGUGUUUGUCCAGAAAACUGUGUCUCCUCCCGAAAUGAUCAGAAUUCAGUUUGUGGAACGGACGGAAAACAUUACCAGAAUUCGUGUGAAUUGAAAGGUGCUUCCUGUAGAGAAAUGAGGCCUAUUGAAAUCAAAUAUCAUGGUGCUUGUGAUCCAUGUGAAGGCGUUGAAUGCCCAACUUCUCAAAUCUGCCAACUGGACGAAGGGAGAAAUCCAAUGUGUCGAUGCAACUCUGUAUGUUCUCCAGACUUCAGACCAGUAUGUGGUUCUGAUGGAAAAACGUAUACGAAUGAAUGCACUCUGAGAGUAGAAUCGUGUAAAUCGAGAAAAAAUAUUCGAAUAAUUUACACUGGAGAAUGCUCUAGUGGGGCUAAUCCCUGUGACAGUCUACAAUGCAGUCCGUUCCAGUCAUGUGACAUCGACAGACACGGAAAAGCGACCUGCCACUGUGAUGACCAUUGUGAACCAGUUGUGAAAUUAGUGUGCGGUUCAGACAGAGAAACAUAUCUCAAUGAAUGUGAAAUGAAAAAACAAGGCUGCAUUUUAAAGAAGUACAUUAAAUUAGCUUAUCGAGGAGAAUGCGGAGUUCGUGGGCUUUGUUAUAAAUAUCAUUGCUCGUAUGGUGCUAUUUGCGUGGUUAAAAGUGGCUUUCCGACGUGCGAGUGUCCCACCUGCACUGAAGAAUUUGAGCCAGUGUGUGGAACAGAUGGGAUUUCCUACACAAAUAAAUGUAAGCUGCAUAGAGAGUCAUGCGAACAAAAAACUGAAAUUGCAGUUGCAUACAGUGGAUUGUGCAACGGAUGUGAAAAUAAAAGGUGUGAAUAUUACGCCGUCUGUGAAAGCGAUGGUCGGGGGAAUGGCAAAUGUGUCUGCCCCCAAUCCUGUAUAAAAGUUGAAUCUCCUGUUUGUGGUACAGAUGCAGUUACAUACCUCAACGAAUGCGAGAUGAGAGUUGAAGCUUGUCGUAAGGCUCAAUAUGUUUUAGUGGUCUCAAAGGGUCCAUGUGAUCUGUGUCAAAACGUUCAUUGUAAAUAUGGAGCUCGAUGUGAAAAUGGUCGAUGUGUUUGCCCAACUGAUUGUCCAAACGUGUCCGAAACUGUCUGUGCAAAUGAUGGUGUGACAUAUCAGAAUGAAUGCAAGAUGCGCCAUGCAGCGUGCAUUCACGAUCAGGAACUGAAUAUGCUUUUCUAUGGUGAAUGUGAUCAAGUCGACGAAUCACAAGAUGAAGGUUCAGGGGUGGAGAUGGACUGUGAAGAAAAAUCUUGUAAAUUUGGUGGAGUCUGCGAAUAUGACUCUGAGGGAGUCCCACAAUGCGUUUGUAAUUUUCAUUGUUCCCAGGCAUUGGAUCCAGUUUGUGGAUCCAAUGGAAAACUAUAUGAUAAUGCGUGUAAACUAAGAGAAGAAUCUUGCAAUCAGCAGAAAGGAAUAAUGCCAGUUCACAUAGAAAUGUGCGAAGAAUUCCGAGAAGUGCCUUGUGAUGGAGAAAAACCACUCGUUGAUAUUGCCACCAACAAGGACUACUUCUGCGGUGAAGGAAUAGGUUCAAAACUGUGUCCCCCCGGAAGCUACUGUCACAAAUCUUCAGCUUUUUCUAAAUGUUGCCGCGAAAUUAUUUUAAUCAAAACGUGCUCUGAAGCGAUUUUUGGGUGCUGCCCAGAUGGAAAUACUUCUGCUCAAGGACCCAACAACGCUGGAUGUCCAAGUGUUUGCAACUGCAACCGUUUGGGAGCGUUUGGUUUAACUUGCGACCCAGUCUCAAAGCAGUGUUUUUGCAAGCCAGGAGUUGGGGGACCUCACUGUGACAGGUGUGAGCCUGGCUACUGGGGUUUGCAUCGAAUCACUGACGAAAACAGUGAGGGUUGCACUCCUUGUACCUGCAACUUGUAUGGCUCAGUAAGGGAUGACUGCGAGCAAAUGACGGGACGCUGCGUAUGUAAACAAGGAAUACAUGGGAUGAAAUGUGAUAUAUGUCCAGAAAAAACAGUUUUAACUCCUGAUGGCUGUGUCGAUGAGUCUAUAGCCCAGCCUAUAAGUGGUUCCUGCGAUGAACUCAUGUGCUUCCAUGGUGCUCAGUGCAGAGAGGUUAUUGAAGGUCAUGCUCAAUGUAUCUGUGACAUUCAGUGCUCAGCAGAAGAUAGUAAAGACCCCGUAUGUGGAUCCGACGGUAACACGUACGGAUCUGAGUGUCAAAUGAAACUGUUUAGUUGCAGAUAUCAGAAGACUAUUACGAUUGCUUUUCAAGAAGCUUGUGCAAAAGAAUUGCAUAAAAGGAAGAAGAACUACAAAUUGAAACGUUCUCUACCUGCAGCCAACUUUUCUGCCUUUAAUCAUUUGGAAAAAAGAACUUUUUAUUUCAAGGAAAAUAUGACUGUGUCACAUGAAGAUGACUUCAUCAAAAAAUACAAGCAUAAGAGUCAAGAAAUGAAGAGGUCAUUCGAAUCGGAACCAAGGUCCCAAUAUAAAUCCAUUACAAUAGAAUUUUCCAUCAUGAAAACUGAUGGAGUUUUAUUAGUAAUUAAAGAUUUGAUGAACAACUAUAAAACAGUUGUUCUGCUCAAUAUUAGAAAUAGAUUUGUCGAAGUCUGGAUCAAACAUGCUAAUGAAUUAAUACAUUUACGUCCAGAGAAGCAAGUCCUGACUGGUAGAUACCACAUAGUUUCAAUGGAAUUUGAUUCACGUUUAGUUGCUGUACACCUCGAUAAAGCAUGGAACGAUUCCAAGUAUCUCAACGACAAAAACAAUACUCUAAAAGAAUUUUUGACUAAAUCGGACUUAAUAGUUGCUCCUGAUAUGCAGCUGAGUCAACAUAUGAAUAUUUUAAAAGGUUUUUCCAAGCUGAAAAACUUCGUAGGAUGUGUUCACAAAAUUAGAAUUGGUUGUACCGAAUGCGAUAGACUUAAAACAUCUGUUUUAAUACCAGAAACAAUAUUCGAAAAAUCAACGAUGAAGUCCGUGUGUAUGAACAAAAAUAUCAAACUUCCUUUCAGUCUUCCAUUUUUACACGAGCUCAAGAAGUCGGUUAAUUUAAAUAUCACUGAAGACUUAUGA